This is a messenger RNA of Zasmidium cellare ATCC 36951, 942 nucleotides long. RefSeq lists its product as uncharacterized. The record is from RefSeq and is a predicted model, not a curated record. NCBI's taxonomy places the organism in Eukaryota, Fungi, Ascomycota, Dothideomycetes, Mycosphaerellales, Mycosphaerellaceae. Bases 1 to 942 code for a protein of 313 amino acids. The transcript is spliced from 3 exons.
AUGGCGAAUGUCUGGCGCAUGAAACACUCGAGAGCACGAGUGAAAUCAGGACCGCAAUCGGAAAAACAUGCGAUUGCGUUGGACUCUGCCAUAUGGUUGAAGGUCUUGGAACACUUUGAAGUCUUGCCUGGCUUCGUCGAGUUGAUGCACGACAUUAGUGGCGGGACUUUACAAGCCCUGUCACAAGCCGAGACUCCAGGAAACGGCGGCGUCGACGCAACUGUGUUCCAUGUUGCGUAUAAGAUCGGUGGUUGGCUGGAUCAUGAAAACGCAGUGUACGCACGGCAUGAUUUCGUCACCGGAGAUACCUUUAUCCUGGUAGUCGGCUUGGUUACGAAUUGCCUGGAGAAAAUGCAGUCGCUGUAUGAGAGGAAACCGAAGGCCACCAUCUUCGAUGCUUUGUAUGAGCUAAUAUCAACCGAAUCUCGAGAGCAAGACUGGUCUCAGUGGUCUCCGAGUGCCUGGCGUCGAGCCUUGCCUCCUCGAGAGUUGGCGUUCUUCAACAAAGACGGCUACGUGGUGCUCGAUGGAUUGCGCGACGUCUCCUGGAGGUCGACCUUGAUCGGAGCUACCAUCCGUGCGAUGAUUGCGCACUUGGAUCGAUACGAUGACUUGUGUGCUGCGCUGCGUAAGCGAUCGAACCCGGACCAACCGACUAAAUGCCUAGACGCUGUGCGAGACGCAUAUGUGUAUAGGAUCGAGGUCGCCCAGAGCCAGCAUAACCAGAUCCAGCAUCUCCGCGAGCGGGUCAGGAUACAGCUCGAUGCGACCCGCUCGUUGAUCCUGCCGCGGCUCAACAGUGAGAUUGCGAGUGCGAUGAAGAAGGAUAGCGAGCUCAUGCGUGGCAUCGCAGCCGUGACGAUGAUAUUUCUGCCUGCCACUUUCGUUGCAACCUUUUUCAGCAUGGUGUUUCUCCACGUGGGAGAUGAACGCUCCGUGUAG